AUCACCGGAGCCUGUCUGUUUUUUCUCCCAAAAGUUAGAGAGAUUUAUAUAUGGGUAUUUCUUUCUUAUUCUGUCAAUCUUCAAGCUCCAUUAUCGCUGGGUUUGAUUUAAGGAAGAAAAAACUUCUCAGUCUGCUGUUCUUCAAAACCAGUUACCUUUUCUACUAAAUGUUUGGUGUUUGGUGGAGGGAGAAAGAAGGAAGUCAAGGGGUUUAGAGGGAGAAAACAAGUAAGACUAAGAACAGUCUACACAGAAGUAGAUAUGGAUUUGAAGCAGAUAUGGAUUUCAAGGGGUGUCGCUGAUGCUAUUUUAAUGGAUUUGUACAAAAAGGCAGUAGAAGCAGUUAAUAAAGGUGAUUACUCAGGGGCCAAAAAAAUUAUGCAAGGUGAUUACCCAGGGGCCAAAAAAAUUAUGCAAGACUCUAAUUGGGAUAAGGAUGAUCCCUAUUUUGCUUAUUGUCGGGCUAGAAUUUAUUCUGAACUUGCUGCUAAAGACGAGCCAAAAUUUCAAGAAUUAAAUAAGAGUCUUGCCAUUGCAUUCGCUAAAAAAGCUUAUGAAAGAUUUCCGCUUGCCGUUGAGUUUGCUGUUUUCUAUGGUACUUUGCUGCUGGAGUCGACAGAAGAUAAGCAGGCGUAUAAGGAGGCGGUUAUUGUGUGCAGGACUGCUACAGGUUCCCGGUAUCAAAAGUAUCAAGUAUUUCAUGAGAGUUCCGAGGAGGAGGAACAAUUUGUUCUUGAGAGGCUAAAUUCUCUUCUUCAUAAAGCAGAGAAUUUUCAUGUUGAGAGUCUGCACAGAAUGCCCAAGGAUUCCAGUACUCCAAAAUCAUCAUUAGUAGUUGAAUGUGAAAGUGAGUUAAAAGAAGGCAAACAUCAAGGAGGUGAUUCUGAUAAAACAAGUAAGAACAAGAAGAACAAGAAGAAGAAGAAGGAAGAGAAUCCUAUAGAGAGCAGUGAUCACAGAGAAGCUAAUAAUGAGCUGCUUUUCUACACCUGAUAGUCAUCCAGAAAUCAUUAAUGGUGAACCUGAUGCUAGCUUAGCACAAGAAGAAGAAUGUACACGCCCUGAAAUUGAUCUUGCAGCGGAGGAGAAAGCUCUUGCAGAGACCCCAGAGCAUAAAAAGAGCUUUAGUAAUGAGGCAGAACAAAAGCGCCUGGCCGAGUUACAUAAGAAGGAAACUGGAAGAAUGCCAGAUAGUGAGGCAGCAAAGGCACCAACGGUAAUGCAUGCCGAAGAACUCCAAGCCAACCUAAAGGAAACCAACCUGCAAAGCCCUGGUGCAGGGUCUUGCCUCCACAGUCAUCUUCAGAAUCAGGUGGUUUUGAAGUUUCACAAAAUCCAAUCAUGGUUGGCACAGGGAACAAUAAGGAUGCAUUUGAAACGUUGUUCAAACAUGAAGCUGGUGGUAAAUAUUGUUUUCUGAAUGGUAUCAUACAGUCCUUAUGGCAUUUAAAACGGUUUCGCGAAAAGUUUCUUGUACCAGAACUAAGUCAUACCUGUAUUGGGGAUUCUUGUGCUGUAUGUGUAUUAUGUGAUAUUUUUAAGAAUUUAAGGUUGCCAUCUACAAGUAUGCAGACUGAAGCUUUGAGAGAUACUCUCAGCAAGUUGUAUCCAGAUAAAAGAUCCUUUCAAAAGCUAAAUCGCUAUUAGUUUGUUGUACCAUCUCAUGUCAUCUCAUCAGGAUAUAUUUCGGGACAGAUGGGUGAUGCUUCUGAAAUAUUGACAACAAUCUUUGACUGCCUUCACGAGUCAUUUACUUCUGAUUCAAGUGUUCAAGGCGACUCCGGUGUUAAAUGCAAUAAAAGCAGCAUCGGGUCAUGGGACUGUGCAAGUGAUGCUUGUAUAGCACAUUCUCUUUUUGGAAUGAAUAUCUUUGACCAGGGGAUAUGCAGCAUGUGCCGUGCGGAGUCGUGUAAAAUGAUGUACACUAAAUUGUUUUACAACAUCAAUGCUAGUGCUCUCCAAACAAAGAAGGUUAUUAAUAGCAAAGUUGAUAACUCCUUUGGUAUCGCUAAGACGAAAGAAACAUUAGAACAUCCAUUGCCUCAAGCGCGUUUCUGUGCGCAAGCUAUUUACAUCGAUCACUUUCUUUCAACUCCACCCCAUGUGUUCACAGCAGUUCUUGACUGGCCGAAUAUGAACGAGAGUGGAAAGGGCAUAUCAGCGACACUAGCAUCCUUAACUACCGAGUUAGAUGUUUCUACUGUAUAUAAAGGGCUGAAUCAAGGGAGCAAACACCAUCUACGUUCAGUGGUUUGCUACUGUAAACACAAUUAUUGGUGCAUUGCAUACAGCUGUGAGCAAGAAAAAUGGGAACUAUAUACUGACAAAACUGUCAAGUUAUUAAACUUUGUGAAGAAUCAUGUGUAAAACCUCAAGUUCUUUUCUUUGAAGCUAAAGAAAAUUUAUUAGCCUCUACACUAAUUCAUUCUGGAAGCGAAGUUGAGCAAGCCCUUAACAGUGGGGA
This is a messenger RNA of Papaver somniferum (opium poppy), 2464 nucleotides long. Its product is annotated as inactive ubiquitin carboxyl-terminal hydrolase 54-like. Gene Ontology annotation, biological process: protein deubiquitination. Gene Ontology annotation, molecular function: cysteine-type deubiquitinase activity. The record is from RefSeq and is a predicted model, not a curated record. Bases 1696 to 2367 code for a protein of 223 amino acids. The transcript is spliced from 10 exons. NCBI's taxonomy places the organism in Eukaryota, Viridiplantae, Streptophyta, Magnoliopsida, Ranunculales, Papaveraceae.